This is a messenger RNA of Tremella mesenterica DSM 1558, 546 nucleotides long. RefSeq lists its product as uncharacterized. The record is from RefSeq and is a predicted model, not a curated record. NCBI's taxonomy places the organism in Eukaryota, Fungi, Basidiomycota, Tremellomycetes, Tremellales, Tremellaceae. The transcript has 3 exons. Bases 1 to 546 code for a protein of 181 amino acids.
AUGUUAGGCGGAGUUAGGCUAAGUAGGGACAAUGGGAGCAGAAGUGCGGCGAUGUUAGGCGGAGUUAGGCUAAGUAGGGACAAUGGGAGCAGAAGUGCGGCGAUGUUAGGCGGAGUUAGUCGAAGGAGGAAGAGGAUGGCCGAGGGCUCGGGGAAGUUGGACGAAGUUAUGGGUUCCCAUUCUCCAUACAUAAAAUUCUUCUAUCAUUGUCAUAUCUUCUUGUCACAUACGAAUUUCCCCCACGAUUUUUCAAUGACUACAAGUCAAAUUACGAAGUUCGAGAUAUGGCGAUCUUGUUGUGAGGACGGCGUCGUGGCCAGAGGAGGUUUCAGAUUUUCCUGGAAUUUCAUUACGGGAAUUACGUUGUCAGGAAGUUGGUUUGAGGAGAAGGUUGUUUUGUUCUUUUCGGCGUUGAUGUUCGCUCACGAGGACGUUCGCGCUCAAGGAGGGGGCGACUGUCACGCGGCGCCGCGUGACAUUAUCCUUUUCCCAUCAAACGAAGUUCCUUUGGACAUCAGUUCGCCAUCAACGACCCAGUUCGCAUGA